UUCAAUCAACAUAUCUCCAAAAUGAACUAUGAUUCAAGUUCUUCUAGUUCAGGUUCUGAGUUUUUUAAUUACAUGGUUCAAGAUUACAUAGAAUGGAGUCAGUCCGUUGAUGCUGAGCAACAAAAUGAAGAAGAAAUUGUACCCCGCACUAGAAAUUUUGUGCGUAGGGAACGUGAGGAAGCUCAUGAAAGAUUGUUUCAUGAUUAUUUCAGCAACGAACCUCUAUACCCCGAGAAUAUUUUUCGUCGUAGGUUUCGUAUGCAUAGGCAUGUUUUCCUUCGUAUUGUCGAAGGUGUAACAAUUCAAGAUGCUAAAUUCUUUGUGCAAAAACCAGAUGCUACUGGAAGGAUGGGUGCAUCUAAACUACAAAAAUGCACAGCGGCUAUCAGGAUGUUGGCAUAUGGUUCAUCAUCUGAUGCUGUUGACGAGUACCUGAAAAUUGCUUCAAGUACCGCUAGAGAGUGCCUUCUUCAUUUUGUCGAAGCGGUUGUUGCUAGAUUUGGAGAUGAAUACUUGAGGAAGGCAAAUGCAAAUGACAUUGAGCGUCUCCUACAUGAAGGCGAGCGUCGUGGCUUCCCAGGCAUGAUGGGAAGCAUCGAUUGCAUGCACUGGAACUGGAAGAAUUGUCCUCGGGGCUGGAAAGGAAUGUAUCAAGGAAGAAGCAAAACAGCAACCAUAAUCUUAGAAGCGGUUGCUUCAAGUGACUUAUGGAUAUGGCAUGCUUUUUUUGGCACCCCGGGUUCAUGCAAUGAUAUAAACGUAUUGCAGAGGUCUCCCGUCUUUGAUGAUGUCCUACAAGGAAGAGCCCCAGAGGUCAACUUCUCGGUGAACGGGACAACUUAUAACAUGGGUUACUAUCUUACUGAUGGCAUCUACCCGAAUGGUCAACAUUCAUCCCCGCAAUAAAGCUCCCCCAAACCCCCAAACAAAGACUAUUCACACAACAUCAAGAAGCUGUUAGAAAAGAUGUAGAGCGUGCAUUUGGAGUAUUGCAAGCUAGAUUUGCAAUCAUUCGUAAACCCGCUCUC
Molecule: messenger RNA, 1028 nt
Organism: Beta vulgaris subsp. vulgaris (sugar beet)
Lineage: Eukaryota; Viridiplantae; Streptophyta; Magnoliopsida; Caryophyllales; Amaranthaceae
Exons: 1
Coding region: 22-906 (294 amino acids)
Source: RefSeq, a predicted model, not a curated record